AUGAGCAUCAUCUGAAUUUACAAGCACUGCUUGGAUACCUUUUCCUUUAAUACCACCAAUUGGAACAGCUUCCAUCAGUUCACGAAGUUUGGCUAAUUUCAUUGCACCGCUCUUUUCUGCCAUAUUGAUGCCACUAUAGUGAUAAAUUAAUCUGUAUAAUAAUUUUUUGAUAAAGCAAAUGAAACUAUCUAAUUUAAUACUUACAAAUUAUAUCAGCUUUUAUUUUUCCAAUAUUUACCUUUCCCUAAGAACGUUAUUAUUUGCAAUAAAUAUCAAUCUAUUCCUUUCAAGCACUCACAAUUGUGUCAUUUGUCAUCAGAUUAAGAGAGAAUUAUCUUAUCACAUAAUUCAGAAAAACAUCGAAGAAUUCAACUCUUUUCUUUAUCAAAGAUAUAAAUCGUAUAGUAUAGUGUAUAACAUACUGAUACUCCAACCAUUUACACUUUUGCUCAAGGUCUUCGGGUUAUCCCGAAAACAUGCAAAGUAAAUACAAUCGUUUGUUUACAUUAGAUUAUUCAGCAGAGAUAUAAAUAAAGAUAAAGCAUUAUCAUUGAACCUAAAAAUACAAUUCUGCAAUCAUGCUUAGUUUAACGAAACAUUGUGCAUUAACAAUUGGAAAGAACAAUGCAUUGAGAUUUCUACAACCUCGACAAAGUUUAUAUAUGCUUGGUUUAAAACCCACAAACAUAAAUAGAGCAAGUUUAUCAAUAAAAAGAGAUUGUAUCUGUUUACGAAAGAAUUUGCUUAAACAAAGGAAUGUUAUAGCUGUUGGUUUUGCCUCAAAAUCAUCUCCAAAACCAGAUAAAACUGUGGGAAAAUGGCUAUUAACAUGUAGCGGCAUGGUCUUCAUUGCUGUUGUUCUGGGAGGUGUAACAAGACUCACAGAAUCUGGUUUAUCGAUGGUUACUUGGAAAUUGUUAGGUGAAAAAAUGCCUACUACUGAAAAUCAAUGGCACAUAGAAUUUGAACGAUACAAACAGUUUCCUGAGUAUAAAAUAACCAAUCAUGAUAUGACACUAGAAGAGUUUAAACGCAUUUGGUGGAUGGAAUAUUUGCAUAGAAUGUGGGGACGUUUGAUAGGUGGAGUAUUCAUAGUACCAGCAACUUAUUUUUGGGCAAAAGGUAUGCUAUCACUAGCAAUGAAAAUUAGAGUAGCUGCCCUAGGAUCAUUGAUUGGUUUACAAGGACUUAUGGGCUGGUACAUGGUCAAAUCGGGUUUGGAGGACCGUUUUGUGGACCCAUCAGACGUUCCUAGAGUUUCACAGUACCGUUUGGCUGCUCAUUUGGGGAUGGCAUUCAUAAUAUACACAGGAUUCUUAUACAAUGCUUUAAGCUAUUUAAGUCCUGCCGAAAAACUAGAUCUCAGUGCCCUGAACGUUAACAUAACUGAUAUCAAACAAAAAUUGAAAAGAUUUAGAAUGAUAGUUCAUUCGACGAAGGGAUUAGUGUUUCUUACUGCUUUGUCUGGAGCUUUUGUAGCGGGAAUGGACGCGGGUCUUAUUUAUAAUACAUUUCCAAAAAUGGCAGAUAAAUGGAUACCGGAUGACAUACUCGCAAUAACGCCGAAAUGGAAAAAUUUUACUGAGAAUCCAACUGCUGUACAAUUUGAUCAUAGAAUUUUGGGAAUCACUACGUUGUCUCUGAUUACUUAUAUUGGAAUUGCAUCUCGAAAAUAUAAACUUCCUGGAAAUGCAAGAAAAGCAGUUGUUGCUGUUCUUUGCGCUGGUUAUUUACAAGUAUUGCUAGGAAUCACAACAUUAGUGCACCAUGUACCCUUAACAUUAGCCGCAUCUCAUCAGUCUGGUAGUCUUCUUGUACUAAGCACAAUGAUUUGGUUGUGUCACGAAUUAAAAUACUUAAAAUAUGUUCCUAAAUGAGGCUAUAAAUAAACACUUGUGACAUACAAUGAUUGUUCACCACGAAACAGGAAAUGGUAAGAUAAUUUCAUAACAGUUUCACAACAUUAUGCUUUAUUUGACAAUGCAUUAAGUUAUAAUAAUCAAUAUUCAUAGAAAUAAAUUUACACGUGUGUAAGUAAUAUACCUACAAUCAGAAUAUCAAAGUUUAAGUAAUUUUAUAUCGUUUUGUAAGUAUAUUUAAUUUCAUGUUUAUAAAGAACAAAUAAAUACCUAUCCUAACGUAAUAAACAAA
Messenger RNA from Megalopta genalis, 2151 nucleotides. RefSeq names its product heme A synthase COX15. Gene Ontology annotation, biological process: heme A biosynthetic process. The record is from RefSeq and is a predicted model, not a curated record. NCBI's taxonomy places the organism in Eukaryota, Metazoa, Arthropoda, Insecta, Hymenoptera, Halictidae. Gene Ontology annotation, molecular function: oxidoreductase activity, acting on NAD(P)H, heme protein as acceptor. Gene Ontology annotation, cellular component: mitochondrial inner membrane.